This is a messenger RNA of Trachymyrmex cornetzi, 942 nucleotides long. RefSeq lists its product as uncharacterized. The record is from RefSeq and is a predicted model, not a curated record. The transcript is spliced from 3 exons. Lineage: Eukaryota; Metazoa; Arthropoda; Insecta; Hymenoptera; Formicidae. The annotation marks the transcript as partial.
GACAGUGGGUGGGCGCUGUUGCGAAUCCACAACUUGAUUGUUAACGUGAACAAACUAAAUCCCAUGCACGCGGGAUGUCACGUUGAGGUGCCGCGAGAAAUAGCGGCGAAACGAGCGGUGAUCAGUGUGCGUACGACGGACAAUGCGUGCUUCGCGUGGUCAGUGGUCGCCGCUCUGUACCCGGCCGAAAAGUAUACGGAGCGAGAAUCGUCGUACCCGCAUUACACAACUGUGCUAAAUUUUGCGGGUAUCGAGUUUCCAAUGACACUAAAAGACAUUAACAAAUUCGAACAAUUGAACGUGAUGUCGAUCAACGUAUACGGCAUCGAGAACAAACAGACCCUUCCUCUACGGCUCACCAGCGAUAAGAAGGAGAAGUAUAUCAAUCUCCUGUAUCUGCAAGAUCCGUGCGACGACAAUGUGGGUCAUUUCGCAUGGAUCAAGAACCUGUCGCGCCUUGUGAGAUCACAACUUACCAGGAAAAAGGUUAAGAAAUAUUUCUGCGAUCGAUGCUUGCACUACUUUAGUACGAGCGAAAAAUUGCAGUCGCACGAAGUGGACUGCCAAAAACUGAACGAUUGCGCCAUCCGCCUGCCGAGCGAGAACGAUAGGUGGCUCGAAUUCAGCAACCACCGCAACCAGGAACGAGUGCCGUUCGUCAUCUACGCUGACCUGGAGUGUGUCCUGCGGAAGACAGAGCCCGACAAGGUAGACGUGUCAACAUCGUACGCGUAUCAGCGGCACAAGAUCAUGUACACGGACACGGACAGUCUUAUAUACCGCGUCAAAUGCGAGGACGUUUACGAGACUAUGAAACGCGAUAUCGCUAGAUUCGACACUAGCGAUUAUCCAACAGAUAACGCAUACGAUAUGCCUCUCGCGAACAAAAAGGUACCAGGUCUGAUGAAGGACGAAAAUAAUGGUGCGAUAAUGACCGAAUUC